AUGGCUCAGUCACCGAUGCUCUCAUGUCCACUGAAGCAGACCAACGAGAUCGAUUGGAUCCAACCCCUCAAGGAUUACAUUCGUCAAACCUAUGGCGAGGAUCCCGAACGGUACAGCCAAGAAUGCGCGACUCUCAACCGGCUUCGCCAGGACAUGAGGGGUGCAGGAAAAGAUAGUGCUACCGGUCGCGAUCUGCUGUAUCGAUACUAUGGUCAGCUGGAGCUGUUGGAUCUUAGGUUCCCCGUGGAUGAGAACCACAUCAAGAUCUCGUUCACAUGGUACGAUGCUUUUACUCAUAAGCCUACCUCUCAGUACUCCCUGGCAUACGAAAAGGCAUCCAUUAUAUUCAACAUUUCCGCUGUCCUGUCUUGCCAUGCCGCAAACCAAAACCGGGCCGAUGACACAGGCGUCAAGACGGCCUAUCACUCCUUCCAGGCAUCCGCUGGAAUGUUCACAUAUAUUAAUGAGAACUUCUUACAUGCGCCAUCGACCGACCUAAACCGGGAUACUGUCAAGACACUAAUUCAUGUCACACUAGCUCAAGCCCAAGAGGUGUUUUUCGAAAAACAAGUGGCAGACCAGAAGAAGCCAGGGUUCUUGGCCAAGCUGGCCGGACAGGCAGCAUACCUCUACUCACAGGGUGCUGAGACAAUGCAGGAUUUCGUCGGCAAGAAUGUGUUUGACAAAGUCUGGACAGUUGUUAUACAAGCAAAGGCAGCACAUAUGGGAUCAGUAGCAUCCUAUUAUCAAGCCAUAGCUGACUGUGAGAGCGGAUCGCAUGGAGUUGCAAUUGCUCGUCUACAGAUGGCCGACAAGCAGGCUGCCACUGCGUUAAGCUGGGCAAAAACAUUUCCCUCCUCGGCCCCAGCGACCAGUAAUCUAACAGCUGAGUCAGGAUCUAAUCUGGUGGAUCUCAUCAAGCAUAACCAAACAAAUCUACAGGCUCUGCUUGCCACUAUGAUCAAAGACAAUGAUUAUAUUUACCAUCAACCAGUUCCUAAUGAGGCUGGCCUUUCAGCGGUUGCCAAGCUUCCUGCUGCUAAGGCGAUUCCGGUUAGCGAAUUAUAUCAGGGACAAGAUAUUCAACGAAUCAUCGGGCCUGAUAUCUUCCAAAAGCUAGUUCCCAUGUCUGUCACUGAGACCGCUAGUCUUUAUGAUGAAGAAAAAGCCAAGUUGAUUCGAGCCGAGACUGAGAAGGUCGAAACUGCCAAUGGCGAGAUGGCUGCUAGUCUAGACUAUCUCAAGCUGCCAGGCAGUCUCAAUAUUUUGAAGGGAGGUAUGAACCAGGAGAUGUCAGUGGAUGAGGAGUUCCGUCGCUGGUGCUCAGAACUCGCUGGCCACAACCCCUUCCACAGAGCAUUCGAUGAGUUGAAAGAUCGCAAGGCAGAAGUGCUGUCUCAAUUAGACCAGUGCUCAAAGCAGCUAGAUCUAGAGGAGAGUGUGUGCGAGAAGAUGCGCUCGAAAUAUGGGGGAGAUUGGAGCCAGCAACCCAGCUCUCGACUCAACACCACCCUCCGAGGGGAUGUCCGAACAUAUCGGGAUACUGUGAAUGAGGCCAGCGCUAGUGAUUCUCAGUUGUCCUCCACACUGCGACAGUAUGAAAGUGAUUUCGAUGAAAUGCGAUCUGCUGGUGAAACAGAUGAGGCCGAUGUUCUCUUCCAGCGAGCAUUGAUCAAAGCCGGUUCAAAGCAUAGCAAAGGCAAGAACGGUGUCACCAGUCCAACAGAAGGUACUCUCCUGGAUGAUGUCUAUGAUGAGGGUGGCGUCUCUGUUGCAGAACAGUUUGCCAAGGUGGAGGAGAUCUUAAAGAAACUGAAUCUGGUGAAGCGAGAGAGAUCCCAAGUGCUCAAAGAUCUCAAGGAUAAGGUUCACACUGAUGACAUCUCGAACGUCUUGAUUUUGAACAAAAAGUCGAUCACCGGCCAAGAAUCUCAACUUUUUGAUGCUGAGCUCGAAAAGUUCCGGCCGCAUCAGAACAGGCUUCUGCAAGCGAAUCACAAGCAAUCAUCUUUGAUGAAGGAACUCACCAAAAUAUAUGGCGACCUUCUUCAAGACAAGCGUGUUCAAUCCGAACAGUCAAAGUACGAGUCGAUCACCAGGCAACGUAACUCUGUGAUGGCCCGAUACAAGAAAGUCAACGAGGCCUUCCAUGGCCUUUCGUCGGGUAUAAACCAAGCAAGGACUUUCUACAAAGACAUGGGCGAAAACGUCGACAGUCUCCGCAAGAAUGUCGAAACCUUCAUCAACAAUCGUCGAUCCGAGGGUGCACAGCUUCUCAGCCAGAUCGAGCGCGACAAGGCCAGUGGUGUCUCAGAGCAAGAAGAUCGCGAGCGAGAGAAGCUGCGCCAGCUGAUGGAACGGCUUUCGACGGAACCGAAAGCUUCGACGACUUCACCGUCCACAGCGCAAGCAAAACCCCCCUCAAAAGUCAAGUCACCUCCUCCACCCGUCCAGACGCCGGCGUAUGGAACCACCGGCCCAUCUCCAAAGAUGUCGCCCCGCUAUCCGCCCACCAUGGCAGGAGCUCCACCGCACGGCGCCCCCCUCUCACACUCCCCAGCUCCGUAUGGACAGUAUGUGGGGGCUGCUCCGGGGGGCUACCCAGCCCAGCACUUCCAGCAGGGCGCUGCAGCUCCACUAUCCGAGGGCUACAACCCAAUGGCAUAUCCUUACCAGACGCCCGUAUCUCCUCCGCCGAACCAGCAAUUCUUCUCUCAGACCCCGGCCCCAUACGGCGGCUAUUCAAACUCCAGCACACCUGCUCCAGGUGCUACCCCUGCGUCCGCGCACUACAUGGCUCCCCAAGGCUACAUUCCGCCCCCACCCCCGCCGCGUCCCCAGCAAACUGCGUAUCCUCCUACGGCAGGUGUAUACCCCUCUGGUCCCGGUGGCUAUGCGCAGGUCAGACCAUACGGUCAUCACAAAACCCCCUCGCAAUCGCAGCCGCCGUCGCAGCCCCAGCCUGGUGCCUCGGCUGAUCCCUGGGCCGGUCUCAAUGCGUGGAAGUAA
Molecule: messenger RNA, 3009 nt
Organism: Penicillium paradoxum
Lineage: Eukaryota; Fungi; Ascomycota; Eurotiomycetes; Eurotiales; Aspergillaceae
Gene: bro1
Product: putative signal transduction protein BroA
Exons: 3
Coding region: 1-3009 (1002 amino acids)
Biological process (GO): protein transport to vacuole involved in ubiquitin-dependent protein catabolic process via the multivesicular body sorting pathway
Cellular component (GO): endosome
Molecular function (GO): protein binding
Source: RefSeq, a predicted model, not a curated record